GCCCAGAGAGAAGAAGCGUGUGUCAUCGAGGGGUGUAUCCAGACUAGAUUCCUUGGCCCCACCCACGGCUCCACAGCGCCCCCCUCCUUAGACAAGACCAUCCCCUUCGACAGCCCCUCCCCCUCCUCAAUGGGAAGGCAGGAACAACAGACCCCGGACGAACACGCAGCGCCAGGACACAAACACCCUCCACAGCAGACAUGCACAGCACUGCAGCCUCCCCUCGUAGCCCCUCCCCCCAGGCUACUGUCCACCUGAAUGGCCACAGUAGUCAGGAGGGCGUGUCUGCAGGUCGGAGGGGACGGAGACCCAGAGUAGUGACCCCUGAACCCAGUCCUAGCCCCGCCCCCAAGGGUCGCCCUCCCGGCAGGAAGAGAGGCAGGAAGUCCAGACAGGAACUAGAGGCCAUGAGGAGGGGCCUCCGGCGAAGCUCCACCCCCGAGGACAAGCUCAACCAAUCCACAKGCGACGAGGGCGGGACUUCCUCUGCCCAGGAAGCAUCCGUGCUGUCGGGGGCCGGACUUCCAGGAACGCCACGGCGCCGCGGUAGGCCAAGACUGGUCAGGACAGAGAUAGCCCCGACCCCUUCCAGCCCCGACCCCUCCCCUUCCCCUUUGAGGAGGAGCAGCCGGCGAAUCAACGACGAGAUGACUCCCCCUGCCCAGUCUCUGCAACAAUCACAGCGCGUGAGGGCAUCGCCACAGGACGAGAACAACGAUGAAGAGGAGGAGGCGGAACAGGAAGGGGAGGGGUCAGCGGGAUCGAUGCGUACACGUAACCGGGGGCGACGAACGGCGUACUACACGGAGGAGGACUCAGAGGAGGAGGAGCAGAGACAACUCCUGGUUGAAGACUCCUCCCUCACCUUUGGCACUUCCUCCAAGGGGCGUGUCCGCAAGCUCACAGACAAGGCCAAGGCCAACCUCAUCGGCUGGUAACCAACCAACCGCACCGCCAUUAUUAUUGGAUGGUUACCACGACGACCGCACCCUGGUAACCACGACAACCAUGCAUUUACUUUGGGCUGGUAACAAAGACAACCCCCCCCCCCCACUUCCAGACCAGAGGAGAGGAUUGUUUCACCUGACUACGCCGUGUUGUAGAGCAGGGUGAUGGCUGCUCCUGGUGUGUCCCCGUCCCUGUGUCCACACCAUAGACCAGC
This is a messenger RNA of Salvelinus sp. IW2-2015, 1162 nucleotides long. Its product is annotated as PH-interacting protein-like. NCBI's taxonomy places the organism in Eukaryota, Metazoa, Chordata, Actinopteri, Salmoniformes, Salmonidae. The record is from RefSeq and is a predicted model, not a curated record.